GCUGAAGUGCUGCGAAGUGCUGAAAAUAAAAAUAAAAUAAAAUUUUUAAUUUGAAGGGGAACGUUAAAAAAUUAUUAUGUCAGUGAACAUGCCAAAAAUAAUUUUUAUGGUUAUCAUAUUGGUGACCCUAACAACCCAAGAAGAUGUUGCCUCCAAUAUGAGUGAUGAAGAUUUUUCCAAAAUCUCCGAAGACUUUGGCUUCAAGCUUUUCGCUCAACUCUCGAAAUCGGAUGAGAAGAAAAAUGUAAUUUUUUCACCAUUCUCCAUACAAACUUCUCUAGCCAUGGCACGGAUGGGCGCUGCUGGCGCAACCGCUGUAGACAUGGACAAUGGCCUAGGCUUUCCUCCAGUGACAGAAGAAACUUUGGCCGAGAAAUAUUUUGAAGUUCUGUCCCCAUAUACCAAUAGCAAUGUUUUGAAGAUAGCCAAUAAGAUUUAUGUCAUGAAGGACUAUAAAGUCAAAGCAAUGUACAACGAAUUGUUGCAGCAAAAAUUUAUUUCCCAAGCAGAAAAUAUCAAUUUUGCUGAAAAUGAUAUGGCAGCAAAGAAAAUCAACUCAUGGGUCGAAACAAAAACGAAUCAUUUAAUUCAGAACCUUAUAUCACCGAGCAUGUUAAAUAACGACACUCGUUUGGUUAUAUUGAAUGCCAUACAUUUUAAGGGUGAAUGGUUGAAAAAGUUUGCCGAAUUUUCAACUCGAGACAAAGAUUUCUAUUUGGAUGAAACAAACACAGUCAAAGUGAAAAUGAUGCAUGUAAAAGCAAGUUUCCGUUAUGGCGAAUAUCCCGAAUUGAAUGCCUCUGCCUUGGAAAUGCGUUAUAGAAACUCGGAUUUGUCAAUGCUGGUACUUCUUCCAAAAUCUCGUACUGGUUUGGCGAAAUUGCAAAAGGAUCUGAGAUCUGUUUCAUUGAAUGCACUCACGAGAAGAAUGUAUACCACCGAGGUUAUUGUAGAUUUCCCUAAAUUCAAGGCAGAUUUUAGCAUAGAAUUGAGUGGUGUACUUAAAGAGUUGGGUAUGGAGCGCAUCUUCUCUAAGGAGGCGGAUUUUAGUAACAUGUUGAACUCUGCUGAACGUCUGGCGAUUUCCAAAGUCAUUCACAAGGCUUUUAUUGAAGUAAAUGAAAAGGGGACAAGAGCCACAGGUUCAACAAUGGUGAAUGCAUAUUCGGCAAGACCACGAGUACCACCUCCGCCUAAAAUCUUCAAUGCCGAUCAUGGAUUUUACUAUUUUGUAAGGAAUGCAAAAGGAAUUAACGUGUUUCAGGGUUCCCAAGUUUCGUUUUAA
This is a messenger RNA of Stomoxys calcitrans (stable fly), 1285 nucleotides long. Its product is annotated as antichymotrypsin-2-like. Bases 77 to 1285 code for a protein of 402 amino acids. The transcript is spliced from 4 exons. The record is from RefSeq and is a predicted model, not a curated record. Gene Ontology annotation, molecular function: serine-type endopeptidase inhibitor activity. NCBI's taxonomy places the organism in Eukaryota, Metazoa, Arthropoda, Insecta, Diptera, Muscidae.